AUGGCCAACAGGACAAUUGAUUCUUUUUUCAAGAAAAGACGUCUAGAACCAAGUGGAAGUGGUGAAAUUCCUUGUCCUCUUCGUGAUUCUUCUCCUAAGCAUCAAACAAAGAAAUUUUGUAGAGCUGAAUCAUUAGAGUUUGAUAUUUCAUCCAUAGAACGUGAUCUUGGAAAGAGAAAAUCCAUUUGGGAAUAUCUAGAGCAUCAAAGGGAUGAGGUACGGAGAGCAUAUAUUAAGUUUGGGCCAUACCAACCUGAGCUUCCGAUUGAAUCAAUGGUUGUUGACAAGAAGGGCCGACAUUUCCUUUUCUCUUGGUAUAAAUUGUUUCCAGAUUGGUUGGAAUUUUCUCCAACAAAGAAUGCUGCCUUUUGUCUUCCUUGCUCACUUUUUUCCAAGCCAACGGACCGUUUUGGAUCAAUGGCCUUCACAACUAGUGGAUUUAGAUCAUGGAAGAAGGUAAAUGAUGGAAAAAAUUGUGCUUUUUUAAAUCACAUUGGAAAAGAUCCUAACUCAUCACACAAAGUGGCAAUGCAAUGCUAUCAUGAUUUGGGAAACUCAUUGCAACAUCUUGACAAAAUUAUUGAGAAGCAAAAUUCUGAGCAGGUUGCAAAAAAUCGGUUGCAACUUCAAGUUUCCAUAGAUGCUGCAAAAUGUUGUGCAUUUCAAGCGGUGGCUUUUAGGGGUCAUGAUGAAAGUUUAGAUUCUAACAAUCGAGGUAAUUUUAUUGAGUUGAUCAAGCAUGUGUCUUCUUAUAAUGAAAAAGUGGCUGCUGUGGUUCUUGAUAAUGCUCCUCGAAAUGCAUCUUAUACUUCUCCUAUGAUCCAAAAGGAGAUAUUGUCCAUUUGGUCGAUCAAGAUACAAAAGCAUAUUCGAGAGGAGAUUAGUGAUUCAAAAUUUUCUAUACUUGUUGAUGAGGCUCAAGAUAGAUCAAAAAGAGAGCAAAUGGCUAUUGUUCUUAGAUUUGUGGACAAGCAACGCUAUAUUCGAGAGAGAUUUUUUGACAUUGUUCAUGUGCACGAAACCAAUUCCUUGACUUUGAAGAAGGAGAUAUGUGAUGUCCUUUCUCGCCAUAAUCUUAGUGUGCAAAACAUUCGUGGCCAAGGAUAUGAUGGAGCUAGUAACAUGCGUGGAGAAUGGAAUGGACUGCAAGCAUUAUUUAUUCAGGAGUGCCCCUAUGCAUAUUAUAUUCACUUUUCAUCUUCUUGCAAACGGGUGGACCAACUUAGAGUUGCUAGAGCUGCUAGAAUUGCUGAAUUGAUUGCUAUUGUUGAACUUGAGACUGGUAGGGGUCAGAAUCAGAUGGGUACCUUAAAACGGCCAGGGACUACAAGAUGGGGGUCUCAUUUUAGUUCUAUCUGUAGCUUAUUCACAGAAUAUGAAGACAUUUGCUCUGUCCUAAUUGAUGUUAUCAAUUAUGGAAAUACAUCAACUCAAAGAAGUGAAGCUAACAGAGUUUAUGAUUUCAUGACAUCCUUUGAUUUUGUUCUUGUUAUGCAUAUGAUGAGGGACAUUUUAGGAUUUGCACAAGUACUUUCUCAAGCUUUACAAUGCAAAUCUCAAGAUAUUUUGAAUGCCCUUAAAUUGGUUUCAGUAACAAAGGAUCGACUUCAAAGUUACAGAGAUAAUGGAUGGAAUGAAUUGUUCACCAAUGUAAAGACAUUUUGUGAUGCACGAAAUAUAGAGAUGCCUGAUAUGAAUGUCAUUUAUAAAGCAGGUCGAGGAAGAAUUCGAAAACAAAAUGAUCCAAUUACCAUGGAGCAUCACUACAGGAUUGAUGUGUUUUUGGCAACGGUUGAUUCUCAAAUACUUGAAAUGAAGAAUAGGUUUAAGGAAGAUGUAAUAGAGUUGCUUAUUCUUAGUUCAGCAUUGCACCCCAAAGAUAAUUUUCAGGCUUUCAAUAUUGAACAAAUUUGUCAACUUGCAAACAAGUUUUAUUCAGCUGACUUCACAGAUCAAGAGAAGUUACACUUCAGAACUCAAUUAGAGCUUUUCCAGAUUGAGUUUUCCUGUAAUUCUCAGCUUCAAAAUUUGUCAUCACUUCAGGAGUUGUGCCAAGUGUUAGCGAAGACAAGAAAGUCAAUGUGCUAUACUCUUAUUGAUAGAUUGAUUCGUCUUAUUUUGACUCUUCCUGUUUCAACAGCUACAACAGAGCGUGCAUUUUCUGCUAUGAAAAUCAUCAAGACUUGUUUGCGUUCUAGGAUGGAGGAAGACUUUCUUGCCAACUCUAUGAUAAUGUAUAUUGAGAAAGAAAUUGCUAGAACUUUUGAUGUAAAUUCAAUCAUUGAUGACUUUGAUAAAAUUAAAAGUCGUCGUGCACAAUUUCAUAUGUCUCACACAGUCAAAUAG
Coffea eugenioides is the source of this 2346-nucleotide messenger RNA. RefSeq names its product zinc finger MYM-type protein 1-like. The transcript has 2 exons. The record is from RefSeq and is a predicted model, not a curated record. The coding region runs from base 1 to 2346 and encodes 781 amino acids. Gene Ontology annotation, molecular function: protein dimerization activity. NCBI's taxonomy places the organism in Eukaryota, Viridiplantae, Streptophyta, Magnoliopsida, Gentianales, Rubiaceae.